AUGACAGCACCUGCCAAAGAGUUCGUGAUGAGACAUAUUUUCAAAAAUGUUUCGAGUCUCAAAGAAGGAGAGGAACAAUCAAGCUUCGUGGAAGAACACUUCAAUGUUCCAUGGAAAACAAAAGUGGGACGGAAAGAUGAAUUUCUUUUUUAUUGUUUGUAUUGCGAUCAACCAAAAACCGCCGAUUGGUUGAUCACCAUUGAGCGCGAAGUUCGACUAAUCUCGAUUGGAAGUAAAAUAGAGAGAAGAAACAGCGAAUUGACGUAUGAGAGUAGUAGCAACUACACUGGUUGUGGAUGGAAAGAGUUUAUGAAAUGGGAAGAAAUGGAGAAGAAUUAUAUGAUUGAUGGAGAUAUUAUGAUUGAAACCUACGUGAAGAUCAAGAAAAUGACUGGAAUCGAGAGAAAGAAAUUGAGAAAUUUCGACGAAUCUAUGAGUGAAUUCUCCGAUGCUGUAUUGAUUGUGGGAGAUGAGAAAUUCUAUGUCUCGAAAUUGUUUCUCGCCAAUCAAUCUUCAUAUUUCAAAUCGAUUCUGAUGGCAAAACAAGAAGAAUCCGGAAAACCAGAGGUCACACUGGAGAAUUGCAAAUCGAAAGAUUUUCAGUACUUUCUGGAAUUAAUCUACGGAGAAUCGCCAAUCGAUGAUGAGACAAUCGAUGGAAUUCUUGGAUUGUCUGGUAUAUACGACGUCCCGAUUGCAAUGAGAAAAUGCGAAGAGUUUCUUAUCAGAGAUUCAGAGAAAACGUUGAAGGAGAAAUUGCGAUUGGCGAAACGAUACGAUUUGAAUAAAUUGAAGGAAAACUGUAUCUCCAAAAUCACCACCGCCGCCGACCUCCGAUCCGUCUUCUCUUAUGAUUUCAGUGAAAUGGAUCCAUCUGUCGUCGGAGCACUUCUUCAAAAAUCGAUCGCUCUUCUUCCAUAA
Molecule: messenger RNA, 921 nt
Organism: Caenorhabditis remanei
Lineage: Eukaryota; Metazoa; Nematoda; Chromadorea; Rhabditida; Rhabditidae
Exons: 5
Coding region: 1-921 (306 amino acids)
Molecular function (GO): protein binding
Source: RefSeq, a predicted model, not a curated record